Hibiscus syriacus is the source of this 2502-nucleotide messenger RNA. Its product is annotated as auxin efflux carrier component 3-like. The record is from RefSeq and is a predicted model, not a curated record. Gene Ontology annotation, biological process: auxin export across the plasma membrane; auxin polar transport. The coding region runs from base 98 to 2017 and encodes 639 amino acids. Gene Ontology annotation, molecular function: auxin efflux transmembrane transporter activity. Gene Ontology annotation, cellular component: plasma membrane; endoplasmic reticulum. The transcript is spliced from 6 exons. Lineage: Eukaryota; Viridiplantae; Streptophyta; Magnoliopsida; Malvales; Malvaceae.
CUUUCCCGCAAAAUUUGCAGUCUUCAAGCACCUGUGCUGAUAUCUUUUCAAGUUAGUUAAAUAACGGUUUUAACGAUCCCCAUUCGGAGAAAGGAAGAUGAUUAGUUGGGGCGAUCUUUACACCGUUUUAACGGCGGUGAUCCCUUUGUACGUUGCUAUGAUAUUGGCAUACGGGUCGGUUCGUUGGUGGAAGAUUUUUACCCCGGACCAGUGCUCGGGAAUCAACCGUUUCGUCGCCAUUUUCGCCGUCCCGCUCUUGUCUUUCCAUUUCAUUUCGACCAACGACCCUUACGCCAUGAACUUCCGGUUCAUAGCGGCCGACACGCUGCAAAAGCUCAUCAUGCUGUUCGUUCUGGGAUUGUGGGCUAAUUUGACUAAAAACGGCAGCCUGGAAUGGAUGAUCACCAUUUUCUCUUUAUCAACACUUCCAAACACUCUCGUGAUGGGCAUUCCGCUUUUGAUCGCCAUGUACGGUCCUUACUCGGGGAUGUUAAUGGUUCAAGUCGUGGUGCUCCAGUGUAUUAUUUGGUACACGCUCCUUCUCUUCCUUUUCGAGUACCGCGGUGCCAAAAUCCUAAUCAUGGAACAAUUUCCGGGAACUGCAGCUUCCAUUGUUUCUUUCAAAAUUGAUUCCGAUGUCAUGUCGCUCGACGGCCGAGAUUUCCUCGAGACCGACGCUGAAAUCGGAGAAGACGGGAAGCUACACGUUACAGUGAGGAAAUCUAAUGCUUCGAGGAGGUCUUUGGGGCUUUGUUCGCUUCCCGCAUUGACUCCGAGACCGUCAAAUCUCACCGGAGCCGAGAUAUACAGUUUGAGCUCUUCGAGGAACCCGACUCCGAGAGGUUCAAAUUUCAACAACUCCGACUUUUACUCCAUGAUGGGUGUUCAAGGAUUUCCCGGACGGCAAUCCAAUUUCGGUCCGGCUGAUUUGUACUCCGUUCAACAACAGACUCCAAGACCAUCGAAUUUUGAAGAAAACAGCUCGGUUAUGUCUCCGAGGUUUGGAUUUUAUCCGGCACAAACAAUUCCGACAUCAUACCCUGCUCCGAACCCUGAAUUUUCAUCCGUAACGAAGAACACUAAAGCUAUCCAACAACAGCAGCAGCAAACGGUUCAACCGCAGCAGCAGAAGGAUAAUAGUAAAGAGAACAAUGAUGCAAAGGAAUUGCACAUGUUUGUGUGGUGUUCGAGUGCUUCGCCGGAAUCCGAAACCGGAGGACUUCAAGUCUUCGGUAACACGGAUUUCGGAGCUUCCGACCAAUCUGGACGGUCCGAGCAGGGUGGUAAAGAGAUCAGAAUGUUGGUUUCUGAUCACCCUCAAAACGGGGAAAAUAAAGCUAUGCCAGGCAGUGGUGACUUUCACGGAGAAGGCUAUAGCUUUGCUGGAAAUGAUGGGGAAGAAGAGAAAGAAAAAGAAGGACUCAAUGAACUCAACAAGUUGGGGUCCAGUUCAACGGCCGAGUUGCACCCGAAUGCCGGAGAAGCGCCGGAUAUUGGUGGUGGUAAACAAAUGCCUCCGGCCAGUGUAAUGACCCGCUUGAUCUUGAUCAUGGUGUGGCGCAAGCUUAUCCGAAACCCCAACACAUAUUCCAGCCUCAUUGGACUGAUUUGGUCCCUAAUUGCUUUCAGGUGGCAUGUGAGUAUGCCUAAAAUAAUAGAGAAGUCCAUCUCCAUACUGUCAGAUGCUGGAUUGGGAAUGGCCAUGUUUAGCUUAGGUCUGUUUAUGGCACUGCAACCCAAGAUCAUCGCUUGCGGGAACUCCGUUGCUACAUUUGCCAUGGCGGUUAGGUUCUUGACCGGUCCGGCCGUCAUGGCUGCUGCUUCGAUUGCUGUAGGAUUGCGCGGCACCCUCCUUCGUGUCGCCAUCGUUCAGGCGGCCCUGCCACAAGGAAUUGUACCAUUUGUGUUCGCCAAAGAAUACAAUGUUCACCCUGCAAUCCUCAGCACUGCGGUCAUCUUUGGGAUGUUGAUAGCAUUACCAAUAACGCUCGUCUACUACGUUCUUCUAGGACUGUGAGGGUUUGUUUCCCUUUUUUCCCGUAAUAAGCCAGAAUAUGAAGGGAGUUAUCUAGGGUUUGGAUUCGUGCUAUACAUUUGGAACGGAAGCAUCGAUCGAAACCGGAUUACGUUGUUAAUUAACAUGAGGAUUUUUCGGGGAAGAAGACUUUAAUGUAAAAAAAAGGUUCUAAAAUCAUUGGAGAUGACAUAGGUAAAGUUAUUUUGACUUAGCAAUGUGUCCUCCCCGAUAUAAGGAUCAUGUCCCCAUUAAAGGCCAAGUUUAUCCAAUUUCUUAGAAUAUUUUUCACACGAUGAAACCAUAAGGCUAGACAUUGAAGAGGAAAAAGAGGGAAAAUGUGGUCUCUUCAUCUUCCUUAUAUUUUUUGUAAAGUUUGAUUUCACUCUGAAGAAAGUAGCAAAAGGGUUUUUCUUUCUUUCUUUUUUAUUUUGUAGAGAAGAAAUGUAAUCUGGAUUUGUUUCUGAUAUUUACUUUGAUUGGCAUUA